This is a messenger RNA of Lottia gigantea (owl limpet), 753 nucleotides long. RefSeq lists its product as hypothetical. Bases 1 to 753 code for a protein of 250 amino acids. The record is from RefSeq and is a predicted model, not a curated record. NCBI's taxonomy places the organism in Eukaryota, Metazoa, Mollusca, Gastropoda, Lottiidae. The transcript has 4 exons.
AUGACGGCCUUUUCACUGUUCUGGAAGUUGCACUGGAUAUAUCUGUUAGAUUUGGUUCAUUUUGCAGAAUGUGGAACGUUUUUUACCAAAGCUUUACGUGAAGUUUCCUAUAUACAGAAUGUUUCAGAACAAAAUCAUUUGGUUUUCGCCCUAAAAUCUGAUCCGCAAAGUGUAGUCUAUUUAUAUAAUGAUGUAUUCAAAACGGGGGCAGUAGCCAUGGGAAAGGGAUCCAAUCCAAAAAUAAUCUUUUUUGCAAUAGAUUGUGAUUACCCAGAACACCUACACACGAGCGAUUUAGCAACUCCAACAGAAUAUUCAUGGUUAUGGAUAAAGUGGACAGGGACACAGCUAAAAUUUGGUACAGGGAAAACUCCUGGUGUGGAUUUGGUAUACUCUACCCCCUUCUCUCAUGAUGUUAAGUAUAUUGGUUUUGCAAAGUAUGGCAGAAGCACUGAAUCUCAUUGGAUAGUUGGUCAGACCAAUGAACACAUGAAUGAAUCUGAAUUUAAGAAAACAGAAGGUAGGCGAAUUAGAGAUACAUCAAGCGCAUACCAUGUAAGCAGUUCUUUCCAAUGCGCUGAAUUCUGUUUGAGUCUUAAUGGAUGUUAUGGAUUCAACCUGUCAUUAAAAGUGAAUGGCUUUUCUGUUUGUGAGUUGAUCCAGAAAGAUAUGGAAUAUAUUAUGUGUAAUGAUAUCGACUCCUUAGAUUGGACUGUGGAAGAAAAUUCAACAUGGACACAUUAUUAUCUGUAA